Daktulosphaira vitifoliae (grape phylloxera) is the source of this 666-nucleotide messenger RNA. RefSeq names its product ATP-dependent DNA helicase PIF1-like. The transcript has a single exon. The record is from RefSeq and is a predicted model, not a curated record. NCBI's taxonomy places the organism in Eukaryota, Metazoa, Arthropoda, Insecta, Hemiptera, Phylloxeridae. Bases 1 to 666 code for a protein of 221 amino acids.
AUGUCGUUGAACAACGUCCGCGAUUACGCUAAACAUAUUGUUUUGUGUGUUACAAACGACGAGUGCAAGAACAUCAACGAUCAGGUGCUUCACAGUCGAGUGACGGGAUCGCAGAGGGUGUACACCGCCACCGAUACCGUCGUAGCCGACGACGACGACGAGGCGGCUAAUUUUCCCAUAGAGUUUCUCAACACUAUGGAAGCAGACAACUUCCCGCCGUACAGGUUGACUUUGAAGGAGGGUGCGAUCGUCAUGUUGCUGAAGAACCUGGACAUGGCCAGACGGCUGUGCAACGGCACCAGACUGGUAAUUACUGAGCUCAGGCAACAUAAUUUUAAAGCUAUACUGUUGACAGAUCUCGACGAUGAGGAGAUAGUCGUUCCGAUCGUUCAGACGAGGACGUCCGGGGACGGCGACAUUCCGUGUCGCAUGUGUCGUUACCAGUUCCCCGUGAGGCUCCGCUACGCCAUGACAGUCAACAAGUCGCAGGGCCAGACUUUCGAUCGUGUCGGCCUGUCGUUGACGGUACAGCCGUUCGCCCACGGACAGCUGUACGUGGCGUUUUCAAGGGUGCGCAACCAAAAUUCCAUCAGGGUGUACACUUUAUCGUCCGUAGACGGACCGUGCGUUGUGAAAAACGUCAUGUACAGGGAAGUAUUAGAAUGA